Amblyraja radiata (thorny skate) is the source of this 2498-nucleotide messenger RNA. It is a transcript of the gene armc6, whose product is annotated as armadillo repeat containing 6. The transcript has 8 exons. The record is from RefSeq and is a predicted model, not a curated record. Gene Ontology annotation, molecular function: protein binding. Bases 717 to 2117 code for a protein of 466 amino acids. Lineage: Eukaryota; Metazoa; Chordata; Chondrichthyes; Rajiformes; Rajidae. Gene Ontology annotation, biological process: hematopoietic progenitor cell differentiation.
GGGAUGCUGCGGGGCGUUUUAUCCGAACUGAAGCUGCUCUGCUUCCCGGGGCCCAGGGUCCAUCCCUCAGUCCCAUCCACAUCCCGCAGCGUAAAACUAUCGGCACAGAGAUUCUCUUUCAAUCCCAUAGCAUAAAACGAUCGGUCGAUGGGGCCCAGGGACCAUCCAACAAUCCCAUCCGCAUCCCGUAGCGUAAAACUAUUGGUCGAUGGGACCUCAGGGACCUCCAUCAAUCGCAUUCGCAUCUCUCUGCUGCAACCCGGUCAGUCCAAUCCAAAGAUCUUAUAGUGGUCCAAUCUACUCACGAUUGAAAUGCUCCCUCCCCGGCGACAUCCUGAACCUCCUCUGGUGCAGAUAUCCAGUGCAAUCAUAUCCUUCCUAUGGUGUGACGACCAGCACUGACAAUGGCAGUGUCCACAACUCAGUUUAUAGGUUUUUGUUUAUUAUGUCAUGUGUAAUGAGACACAGUGAAAAGCAUGCAUACUAUCCAGUCAAUUCAUGCUAUAUGUCAGCCCAAUCAAGCCUUACGCUUAUGCAACAGGGAAGAAUAAUAUAGCGUUAUAAUCUUACAGGGAACGUGUAGAUUUAAAAAAGUGUAAAUUCUGCAAUGAGAUAGAUUGGGAGACUUGUACCACACCCUUAGAUUAUGAGAAGGUCCCAUCGUUAGUCUGAUAACAGCAGGAGCUGAUCCUGAAUCUAUGUGAGGUAGUGGAAAAAUGGCGUGCAAACGGAUUACUCAAGAGACCUUUGAUAAUGUUGUGCGAGAGAACAUAAUCGAGUUUGAGAUGGAGCCAGAGGAGGCUUUGAAAGAAGCAAUAGAACAGUUUGAAUCACAAGGUGUCAAUCUUUUCAAUGUGGUGAAAACUGUGCAGAAUGUCACAGCCGAAGGCAGCGACCCGAAGCACCAUGUCCUACAGGCUCUCGAUGCACUUCAGAAAGCCCUGGAUAUCUUGGCUCUUGACGAAAUGGGGGAUCACUUGAGUAAAUUCACCAAACAGUGCCGUCUUGAUUUUGCUCACCGCCACCUGGCGGCUGAAAAUUCCGCCUACGCCACGGUCCUGUCCUCCUGCAGAGCAUUGAUGGCCGAUGGGCUUGGCCUGGUGAAGGGAGUCCAAGCCCUGGCGGCACUGCUAGACGGCCAACCGGACCUCAUUGACUCGGAGGGCAAGCACCUGCUCCUCGAGAUCCUGAAGCAGUACCGAGAACACGUGGAGCUAAACGCCAUCACCAUCCGCGCCAUCCGCUACAGCUGCCUGAAGCACGAGCAGAACCGGCAAGACCUGGUGCAGUUCGGGGCACUGCCACUGCUGACGGCUGCCAUUGUGAAUCACGGCACCAGCCCCGAAGUGGUCAGAGAGGCGGCUUCCGCCCUGAAGGUCAUGACCUACGAUGACGACAUCCGGGUGCCCUUUGGCCGCGCCCACGAUCACGCAAGGUUGAUCGUGAUGGAGAACAAUGGACUUCGGAUCAUCAUCGAAGCUGCAAAAGUUUUUGCAGAAAAUCCUAGCGUCCUCAGUGAGCUGUGCUCCACGGUGUCACGACUUGCAGUCAGGAACGAGUUCUGCCAGGACAUUGUGGAUCUGGGAGGUCUGAAUUUCAUGGUGACUCUACUGGCCGAUUCCAUCGAUCAUAGGGAGCUGGUGAAGCAGGUGUUGGGUGCAUUCCGAGCUAUUGCAGGGAAUGACGAGGUUAAAGAUGUGAUCGUCAACGCUGGUGGAACGGACCUGAUUGUGUUAGCAAUGAAACGUCACAUGGGAAGCCCACAGAUCUGUGAGAUGAGUUGUGCGGCCUUGGGAAUGUUUGCAUUGCGGAAGCCGGAAAACUGUCGGGUGAUCAUGGAAGACGGGGGUGCUAUGAUGGCACUGCAGGCAAUGAAGACCCAUCCGGCGGAGCUGAACGUACAGAAGCAGGCCUGCAUGCUGCUCCGUAACCUGGUGGCACGGAACCCUGACUUCACGCCGCUGAUCCUUGAGAUGGGAGCAGAGGUACUGAUACAACAGGCAAGGGCCACGCAUGAGGACUGUGGAGACCUGGCCAAAGCUGCCUUGAGAGACCUCGGCUGCAAAGUGGUGCUUCAGGAGCUCUGGACAGGGCAGAAAGGUGGGAUCUCCCGUUAACGUGCUCCAGAGAACACAUUUGAACAAGCCAAGACACUAUCUCGAGCUCAGAUGAACAUUGCUCGUUUUUCCAACGUUUAACUUUUUGCUAACCAUGUGGAGAUCUCUGAGGUGAUUGCUUUGUGGCAGUGAGUUAACAUUAACCAGAUACCACCUCCUCCCUGGACUCCAAGUAAAAGGUGUUAGAAAGAUACUUGGAGACAGAACAAAGACUUUCCACCAAAAUUAGCAUGUUUGGAAGUUCACUCGGCUUCACAGGGAAUCCAUUAAUGGAAAUUAUUUUGUUUCACGGUGGUUUCAGCGGCAGAAUGCAAAGUGUUUCAAGGUGAAGUGUUUCAGGAUAUUGUCUUCUACCUGUGGAUAUUAAAGCCUUUAACACCA